CUGAGCGUCACGCAAUCACGUUUGCUCAAAAGUUAAGAUUAAAAGUCUAAAAAAGGAUGCGAUUGUUUGCUGCCCGUAAAAGUGUUAUGUUCAAUCGAGAUGGUAUGUAAACAAAACCUGUCUAAUGGCAGAUAGCUCCAGUGGAUUGUUUUUUUUUUUAAAUGCCUACAAUGUUUUUGAAAAUACGAAAAUGAAGAAAAGCAGUGGCUCCGGUUUCGAUGCUCCCAAUCGCCUAGAGAAAGUCACAUAAGACAUUGUUGAGUGUAACUCCGUGUGCGAAAUAAGGACUGAGAUACAGAAAAUAAACAAAUGCAGAUUAUAGGCACAAAAAUGCUGGAGUAACUCGGCGGGUCAGGCAGCAUCUCUGGAGAAGAGAAAAGGAUGGGAGAGGGUUCGGAUCGCGACCCUUCUUCAGAUUGACACGUAGAGGGGGACAGUGAGAGAGGAGGGGCACUUCUUCAAAGUAGUCAUACCUUGAGGAGAUUUCGUAAUGGAGCAGGCAAAAUGUAGAAACAAAGAACGGCAGAUGCUGGUUUAUUCCAAAUAUAGACACAACGUUCUGCAGCGGGUCAGGCAGCAUCUCUGGAGAAUAAAAGGAGAGGUGAUGUUUCGGGUGGGGACACUUUUAUUUCACAAGCCACUUAAAAAAAAAAAUCUUUCACUGCCGAACGCGCUAUAUUUUGGGAACAGAUUCUUUAUUGUAUCUCUUUAUAGCGAGUUGCUACAGCUUUUUAUCAACAAUACUAGAGCGAGUUACUAUAGUUUGGUAUCUUUUACGUUUGUGAUUAUUCUUUUCUAUUUUAUGUUAUCUGUAAAUAUUUUAUUUCACGGUACACCUCUUAGUUAACGAAUUCCCUUAGUCAACGAUAAAAUGCAUCCUGUACAUUGCAACGAAAUUCUACUGUAUUUCAGAGACACAGGGAACUGUAAAUGCAGUUCUAUUCCAUAGACUUGGGACGCGCCUUAUUUAUUUGAAACAAGGUUAGCUGACAAAAAAAAAUCAAGGUGUUUCUAACCUAUAUAAGAAUUAAAAACAGCUGGAAUAAAAUCCUUUCUGUAAUUUUGCUUUUUUUAAAGCUGGGUUUUAUAAACAAGUUGUUGCUUUGAACGAUUUAUGUUGGAAUGGUGGUUUUACAGAUUAAUUUAAUAAGUGAGGGCAGAUAGGCACAAAAUGCGGGAGUAACUGAGCGGGACAGGCGGCAUCUCUGGAGAGAAGGAAUGGGUGACGUUUCUGGUCGAGACCCUUCUUCUGACUGACUUGACACACUUUCUAUUCUUCUCUCCGCUGCCUGUCCCACGGAGUUACUCCAGCACUUUGUGUCUAUUUUCGGUUUAAAUCCGCAUGUCAUUCUUUCCUACAUAAUAAAUGAGGGAGUUCUCAAAAUCAGUUUUAAACCCCAAGCCUCAACUCGCCGGGCUGGUCGGAUUGCUAGAUUUUAUUCCUUUCCACAUGCAUGCGUGACGCUUCCUCGAUUUGUGAAUGGUCGAACCGGACGUCGAUCAGGGAGGGAGAGAAAGGGUGAGAGGGGCGGUGUUUUGUCAAGAGUUUCAUUGAAGGUGGAGAGACGAGUGUGGUUCGCAGUGGAGAGGCGAGCGGCCGCUGAGAAGAGUCCCGGGGAAGUAGCCAGCGCCAAGGGCUGCCUUUUUCAACCCAGUUAACCAGCGGGAAUUAAAACACUGAGUCCCCAGCGCGAAUCCCGAGAGCAGACAGACGUGUUGCUGAAACGAAAAAAAAGAAAUCGAUUCUCUUUUGUGAAAUCAAAGGAUCACACAGUAUCUAAUAAACUGGCCACCGGGAAUCAAGGCUACUGUACACAAAACAUUGACAGAAAGGCCGGGGUAACAUCACUGAAACUGCCCGGCUCUGAUGAGUCAUCUUGGGUGAAGGAUUUAAUAGCGGAACAGCUUGAAGUCGCCUUCUCCAGAAACAUAACUCGUUUCCCUGCACCGUUACCGGCAUCAAUUGCACCUCCCGGUGAAUUAAAACAAACACACAGGACAAAUGUCGAGACCACCAGGAAGCCAGUUGUGAACAACCAACAACAAAUUGGACUGUCUCUCUACCAGUCAAAGCAGGUACUGCUCGGAUGUAGAGGCGAUGGGACUCGCCCGUUAAGAUUUCCCCGGGACUGGAGAGCUAACGCCGAGACAACUUUAGAGAGGAAGAAUAAACAGCAUGAACAGGUCGCCGUGAAUGCCGGCGAGGAUCGGGCCGGAGUGGAUGGAUUUUCUUGUUUGCGAAUGAUUGACCGCGGGCAGCUAAUAACUAACUAUUUGACCUCCCCGCGGUAGGUUUAAGAGAAUUGUCUGCUCACAAUGGCAUCGGAGGUGAUGUGUGGUCUGAUCUUCAGACUACUUCUUCCCGUCUGUUUAGUUGCUGCAUGUUUGUUCCGAUACAAUGGACUAUCAUUUGUCUACCUCAUCUUUCUCCUCCUUAUUCCACUCUUCUCGGAACCUACGAAGAAGACAAUGCAAGGUCAUACAGGCCGUUUACUGAAAACCUUGUGUUUCACAAGCCUCACCUUUCUGCUGCUUCAUGCCUUGUUUCACAUUACCAUUUACAGCCUUCAGGCAAACAGGAAAAUCAAGCCUGGCUUCAGUUGUUCAAAUUGGGAAAAGACCCUCAGGCAGAUAGGAUUUGAAAGUGUCAACGGGGCAGAUGCUGGGAACGUUAUUAGAAUCUUUGCUCCAGAUAUUGGAAUGUUUGUUGCUGGCUUGGCCACCUGGCUCCUCUGUAAAAGUCUAGUUCGACAACCAGCAACGGAAGACAUGGCCCAGUACAAUCCAGAGUUCCAGAAUGAAGAACUGGAAGAAGAAAAGCUUGAACUCGAUGAAGCAUUAAUUUGUGAGGAAGAUUUUGAGGUCACAAACAUGGCUGAAGAAAUGGAAGGGGGAACUCGGCAAAAUGUUCUUCGCAGGAUAGCAGCAUACGCAUCAUCAUUAAAAGAAUUUGUUGGCAAUAUUAUAACAACCACUGGAAAAGUAGUUGUCACCAUUUUACUUGGUUUAACAGGUAUAACGCUACCAUCUCUAACCUCAGGUGUAUACUUCUUUGUGUUUUUGGGGUUGUGUACAUGGUGGUCCUGCGGAAAACAGUUUGAUCCGCUGAUAUUCAGCUGCCUGUGUGUGUUAAUGGCUAUAUUCAGUGCAGGACACCUAAUUGGACUCUACCUUUACCAGUUGCAAUUCUUGCAGGAGCUCGUUCCACCGGAUGACUUUUAUGCAAGGUUGUUUGGUGUAUCGCCAGUGAUUCAAACAAACUGCACAACAACAUGGAAGAUUAUAGCCAACCCCAAGAUGUCUUGGCCCCAACAUGUUAAUCCUAUAAUGCUGUUAUUAUUGUACUACACCUUGGCAACACUUAUCCGUCUCUGGCUUCAAGAGCCUAUUGUAACGCCCUUACAGGAUGAGCAAGAGGAGGAAAAUAAUGAAAAUGAGGAAGAUGGGCAAAAGGAAGCACUUGAGUGUAAUUCUACAGUCACCGCUGAAGUGAGACGUAACUUGUGGUAUACAGCGCACUAUGCAACAGAUGAGAGAAGGCUCCUUACAAUUACCCAGGAUGACUCCAGCUUCUCUGAUGCCCUGCUAGCAACAGUAAAUGGAAAUCCCACUGAUUACCACGCCGUGCAAGGUGAGAAUGGUCCAGUCUCACUGGAGAUGUACUCCACCCCACAAUACAAAUGGGAGAUGGAAAAUGUAUCCCCUGACAAAAUGAAAGACGAAAGUGUUUCGGAAGAGCCGGUCAACAGCAGACUCAACAGCCUUAUCACCUUUUUCCGAUUCAUUAUGAAGCAGAGCUAUAUUUGUGCACUGAUUGCUAUGAUGGCUUGGAGUAUUACCUACCACAGCUGGCUAACCUUUGUGUUAUUGAUUUGGUCCUGUGUACUGUGGAUGAUGCGUGACCGGAGGAAAUAUGCAAUGCUUACAUCUCCAUUUAUGGUCUUCUAUGGAAAUGUCUUGUUAACCCUACAAUAUAUCUGGAGUCUUGACCUUACCAAAGAGGAACUUCCUGAGCCAUCGGGAGUAUUAAAAAAGAUGAAGACCCCGUGUGUCGAACUGGGUUCAAAGAUCCUGUGUACCUUGACAUUCUGGCUUUUGCUCCAUCAAUAUAUCACGGAGCGUCGCGAGGCCGAAAAGCAAAGGGGAUCUGCUUUAUCCCAGGUCAAAGUGGAGGAAAAAGAAGAUAGCCAGCAAGGAAAGGAGAUAAUGAAAGUAUUAGGAAACCUGGUGAUGGGAAUGUUUGUCAAAUAUUGGAUUUACAUCUGUGGCGGAAUGUUUUUCUUCGUCAGUUUUGAGGGCAAGAUUGUCAUGUACAAGAUCAUCUACAUGAUGCUGUUUCUGUUCUGCGUGGUUCUAUAUCAGGUACAUUAUGACUGGUGGCGGCGAAUCCUGAAGUAUUUUUGGAUUAUUGUUGUUUCCUACACAAUGCUGGUUUUGGUCCUGGUGUACACCUAUCAGUUUGAUUCAUUCCCGUAUCUGUGGCAAAACAUGACGGGAAUGGAUAUUGAAAAGCUGAAGGAUCUUGGACUAGAGAAGUUCACUGUAGCAGAUCUGUUCACCAGCAUUUUCAUCCCCACAUCGUUCUUGCUUGUGUGUAUCUUGCACCUUCAUUAUUUUCAUGAUCGCUUUCUGGAACUCACUGACCUAAAAGCAGUGACUAGCAAACAGGAGAGCACUAUCUACAGGCUGGUGAAUCAGGACGGGAGUCUCCCUGACAUCGGUAUGAUGAAUAUUAACACCAGUUCUCAGAAAGAGGAAAGAACAGAGGAUAAAAAGCCAGAGGGUGAAGAGGCAGAGGAGGAGGAGGAAGAUUCCAGAGAGGAAAAAACAAAUAAAUGGCACUUGGUAAUUGACCGGCUGACUGUGCUGUUCCUGAAAUUUAUGGAGACUUUCCACAAACUACAAAUAAUGGCGUGGUGGAUUUUGGAACUGCACAUCAUCAAAAUUGUGUCAUUUUACAUAAUUUGGAUUACAUUGAAAGAGGUUUCCCUUCUGAAUUACGUCUUCCUAAUCUCGUGGGCCUUUGCUUUGCCUUACGUGAAGUUACGUCCAUUGGCAUCGAGUGUCUGUACAGUCAUGACCUGCAUAAUCAUUGUGUGCAAAAUGUUCUAUCAAUUGUCAUCUGUUCAACCUGAAAACUACUCCUCUAACUGUACAAUUCCACAACUGAAUGAGACAAAUGUAGAGAACUUUGAGAGACUAAACAGCUCGGUACUCUACUCUAAACCUGUGGACCCCGCAAACUGGAUUGGCCUCAAGAAGGCUUCUCCCCUUCUAGUGUACCUUAAGAACAACCUGUUGAUUCUUGCCGUUCUAGCAUUUGAAGUGACCAUCUAUCGCCAUCAGGAGUAUUUUAGGCUCCGCAACAACCUGCCACCUCCGGUAACGAAAACCAUCUUUCAUAACAUCACAAGACAACAUCUGGAUUGCGGGAUGGUGAACUGUGCCAAAUAUUUCAUAAACUACUUCUACUACAAGUUUGGGUUGGAGAUAUGUUUUCUGAUGACAGUGAACGUGAUUGGUCAACGGAUGGAUCUGUAUGCGAUGCUUCAUGCCUUUUGGUUGUUUGCAUUACUCUACCGACGUCGCAGGAAAGCUAUCGCAGAGAUCUGGCCAAAGUAUUGCUGUUUCCUGGCAUGCAUUCUGACCUUCCAGUACCUGCUGUGCAUCGGCAUCCCUCCCGCUGCCUGCAAAGAGUAUCCAUGGAGAUUUGCAAGUGCCAACAUCAACUCAAACUUUAUUAAGUGGUUGUACUUUCCAGACUUCAUCAUACGGCCAAGUCCAACGUUUCUUAUGUAUGAUUUCCUGAUGUUGCUGUGUGCCUCGCUGCAAUGGCAGGUGUUUGAGGAUGAAAACAAAGCGGCAGUGAGGAUCGCUGCCGGUGACAACGUGGAGAUCUGCAGAGACCUGGAUGCAGCCACAUUCAGUCAACACAACCCAGUCCCGGACUUCAUUCACUGCAGGUCUUACCUGGACAUGAUAAAAGUCAUUGGAUUCAGUUACUUAUUUUGGUUCGUGCUUACAAUCAUCUUUAUCACGGGGACCACCCGCAUCAGCAUCUUCUGCAUGGGUUACCUGGUUGCCUGCUUCUAUUUCCUACUUUUUGGUGGAGACCUUUUAUUGAAACCUAUUAAAAUAAUCCUGCAGUUCUGGGAUUGUCUGAUUGCCUACAACGUGUUUGUGAUAACGAUGAAGAAUAUCCUGUCUAUCGGAGCAUGUGCCUACAUCAAUUCGUUAGUCUUGAGAGGUUGUUGGUUCGUCCAAACAUUUGGUCUUGUCUGUACUGUUAAGGGCUAUGAUGAGCCCCCUUCCGAGAUCCUUAAGGAAUGCCCGUUGCCGAGUGGGGAAGCAGGCAUUAUCUGGGACAGUAUAUGCUUCUCCUUUCUACUGCUGCAGCGGAGGGUUUUUAUGAGUUACUAUUUCCUGCACGUUGUAGCUGAUAUAAAAUCUGCUCAAAUCCUUGCAUCAAGAGGUGCAGAACUAUUUCAAGCAACGAUUGUGAAAGCUGUGAAGGCCAGGCUAGAAGAGGAAAAGAAAUCAAUGGAUCAACUCAAGAGACAAAUGGACCACAUCAAAACAAGACAACAAAAGUAUAAGAAAGGCAAAGAGAGAAUGCUGAGUCUGACCCAGUCAGUUGAUGCUCAGGGUAAUCAGGUGACGCAGGAAGAUGAUGAUGAUGAAGGAGAACCAGAGAAAGAGAAAGAGAAAGCCAAGGGCAAAAAAAAGCAGUGGUGGCGGCCCUGGGUUGACCAUGCUUCCAUGGUACGAAGUGGAGACUACUAUCUGUUUGAGACAGACAGUGAGGAAGAAAUUGAAGAAGAGGUCAAAGAAGAUGAAGAGCAGCCCCAAAAAUCAGGGUUCCAGAGAGCAGUUCGGAAAUUUGCUUCAGCCAUGAUAGCCUUGCCAAGGUCUAUCUUAAAACUGCCAAAAACCAUACUUCAGUUGGUAGUCAGAGGUGUCAAGUUCAUGUACCAGACUUGGAUGAAAGAUUCCAAAUCGACAUUAAAGGGGAAGAAGAAGAAAUGGGAAUUUGGUAAAAAAGAAAUGCGAGAUCACGUUACAAUUGAAUGUGAGGAGUCGGAAGAUUUACCCACACCAGAAGAAGUGCAAAAACAUUCUAAUGCACCAGACAAUGUUAUCAAGAGGGUAUUUAACCUGCUGAAGUUCACUUGGGUUCUCUUCCUGGCAUUGGUGGACAGUUUUACGAAGUGGCUGAACUCGAUCUCCAGGGAAUGCAUUGAUAUAUCCACUGUGCUGAGGAUAGAGAGGUGCAUGCUCACGAGAGAAGUGAAAAAGGGAAACAUUCCGUGCCGAGACAGUAUCCAGAAUUACUACAAGCACCAGAUGAAGUUGAACAUUUCCCGAGAGUCGGGCCUGGAUAGAAGCGAUGACAGUGCCAGAUGUACUGCCUUAAUCAUCCAUGAAGGGAACCGAGAACUCGAAGCUCAGAGAAUGAGCAGCACAGAUUCAGCAGCUUCCCACGACAGCAUGUCCAGCUGCUACACUGAAGCUACCAUGCUGUAUUCACGGCAGUCAACUCUAGAUGACAUAGAUGAUAUCCCUAAAACAAGUGAACGUGCUCGGCCUAGACUUCGUAAAAUGUACAGCCUUGAUAUGUCCUCUUCAUCGGUUGAAAGUGGCAGUAUAGUGUCAAGUGAGCCAACACAGUGCACCAUGUUGUAUUCACGUCAAGGGACAACGGAUACCAUUGAGGAGGUGGAGGAUGAGCAGGAUGAAGAGGCCACAGUGCCUGUGUACACAACAGAAACAAUGACUGAAGAGGUCCCACCUUCCUACAGCAAAGCUGUGAGCCUCGAGCAUUUGACCUUCAGCUCAGACUCGGCAGGUGAAAAGCAUCUAAUGGCUCUCACCCCAGACAGCAGACUGGACUUGCUUGAAGAUCCCAUCUUUCCAAACCUAAGCCACGAGCUAACUGCUAGUGAACUCCUUCUUAACAAGAUGUUUUACGAUGACGAGUUGGAAGAUUCAGAGAAAUUCUACACUGCACAGCCUCGUGCCUUCCUGCUGUUCUUUGCCCUGUAUAAUACGUUGGUGGCCCGCUCUGAAAUGCUCUGCUUCUUUGUCAUCAUACUCAAUCACAUAGUGUCAGCCUCAAUGAUUACCCUGGUACUUCCCAUCCUAAUCUUCCUAUGGGCGAUGCUGUCUGUUCCCAGGCCAAGCAAGCGUUUCUGGAUGACGGCCAUUGUUUACACAGAGGUAACGAUUGUGAUCAAGUACUUUUUCCAGUUCGGAUUUUUUCCGUGGAAUACAAAUUUAAUUGUAAACAUAGACAAACCUGACUUUGUCCCAAACAUAAUCGGAAUCGAGAAGAAGGAGGGUUAUGUUCACUAUGACCUCAUACAACUGCUGGCACUGUUCUUCCACCGCUCCAUCUUAAAGUGCCAUGGUCUGUGGGAUGAGGACGAGAAGGGUGACAAUGCUUCUGGUAAAGAUGACAGUGAAGAUGAUCAGAAUGAGUCACAGAGGAAGAGCUCCCUUGGCUCUCUAAAAUCGAUUAAUUUGCAAGCGUCCAUAGAUUCCAUCCAUGUCCACUUUCCAGAACAGGCAACAGCGCGAAGACCAAGUUCAACUGGUUCGCAGAUCUCAAAUCGAUCAUCUUAUCGGUCACAAAGAGGAAGCAUAAGCACUCGAAACAGCAGCAGCCGGAAAGGAAGUGGGUCACUUAGCGUUCAACCAAAGAAUAAGAAGGAACUGUUGCUGGAAAAGUUAAACGAGCAAAUGAUUAAGGCAAAAGCCAUUAUCAUUGCCAAAACACUUCAAAUCUAUUUCCCAAUCAGACAUUUCUUCUACAAUAUCAUCCACCCAGAUUACAGUGCGGUGACAGAUGUCUAUGUCUUAAUGUUCAUGGCAGAUGUGGUGGACUUCAUUGUUAUUAUCUUUGGUUUUGGCGCAUUUGGGAAACAUUCAGCAGCUGCCGACAUAACAUCUUCUCUGUCAGAGGACCAAGUACCAGAGGCGUUUUUGGUGAUGCUGAUAAUUCAGUUUGGAACAAUGGUGGUAGAUCGAGCACUCUACCUCCGAAAGACAGUCUUAGGAAAAGUUAUCUUCCAAGUCAUCCUCGUUUUUGGAAUUCACUUCUGGAUGUUCUGUAUCUUACCAAGAGUGACAGAGCGAAAAUUUAACCAAAACACAGUUGCGCAGGUUUGGUACUUUGUUAAAUGUGUUUACUUUGGAUUGUCAGCAUAUCAGAUACGUUGUGGCUACCCAACACGUGUGCUUGGCAACUUUCUGACCAAGAGCUACAACUAUAUCAACUUGUUCCUCUUUCAAGGAUUCCGACUGGUUCCCUUCCUCACUGAGUUGAGAGCAGUCAUGGACUGGGUCUGGACCGACACAACCCUUAGCCUCUCAAGUUGGAUCUGUAUAGAGGACAUUUAUGCCCAUAUUUUUAUUCUGAAGUGUUGGCGUGAAUCUGAAAAGAGAUAUCCUCAGCCACGAGGGCAGAAGAAGAAGAAGGUUGUAAAAUACGGCAUGGGUGGUCUGAUCGUCUUCUUGUUAAUAUGCAUUGUGUGGUUCCCCCUCCUCUUCAUGUCCUUGAUUAAGUCUGUCGCUGGCGUGACAAACAGACCUUUGGAUGUGUCUGUCACAAUUACCAUUGGAGGUUACCAGCCCAUCUUUACAAUGAGUGCCCAACAGAACCAGCUGCAAGAUUAUAAUAGAACGGAGUACAACAGAUUAUUAAAGAGGUUCAUCGACAAGUCUGGUGCUAUGCAGUUCCUGGAAGCCUACACAGAAGAAGACAUUCUGGUUGCAAAACUUGAAGGAAAUUCAAAUUCACUUUGGACUAUUAGUCCACCGAGUCGAACUAAAAUGAUAGAAGAGUUGCAUGAUAACUCGUCAUCAGUCUCCAUUGUCGUUGCUUGGUCCAUUCAAAGGAAUAUCACUCUUGGGGGAAAAUCAGAAAUUGCUUCUAAUAAAUUAUCAUUUCCCGUUCCACCAAAAAACAAAAACGAGCUUGCUGCAUUGAUGGAAGGGAAAACUGACAAACAUGUAGAAAUAUUAAAGCUAUUUCCAAACUACAUCAGGGCUCCUAGCAAUUCUGAUACAAAACCAGUGAAACAGCUUUAUGAACAUGGUGAUAAAUACUGUGAUCUUCUUGUAAGAUUGGUUAAAAAAAAAGACAACAUUACAGGACACAUUCAGGAAUGGUGGACUAUUAAUCAGACCCUAAAGUUUCACAGAAAAGAUCAAAAAGAAAGUUUGGAAAUUAUUGUAUUCAGUGAUAAAGUUAGUCCUCCAAGUCUUGGCUUCCUUGCUGGAUAUGGCAUUAUGGGUCUCUAUGCGUCCGUUGUGCUGGUCAUUGGAAAGUUUGUCCGUGAAUUCUUCAGUGGGAUAUCUCACUCCAUCAUGUUUGAAGAACUGCCCAAUGUGGACCGAAUCUUGAAACUGUGCACGGACAUCUUCCUGGUUCGAGAGACUGGAGAGCUCGAGUUGGAGGAGGAUCUGUACUGUAAGCUCAUCUUCUUGUAUAGAUCACCAGAAACUAUGAUCAAAUGGACACGUGAAAAGACAAAGUGACCAUUUUGGAUGACCUGGAUUCAAAGUUCUAAUUUUGGAGAUUAACAAAAAACGAAAGCACAAUAUCACAGAAAAGCGGAGCUGUUCAGUUAGGUGACGGGAGCUUUUCCUACUGGAGCCCAGGCAGUUGCACGUUCCUUAAGUCCUCUCUGCCUACAGUCUUCCUCUGCUGACAGUAUCAGACCGGUGUUUGCACCAGUAGUGGUUAAGGAAAUGAUUCCAUGUCGUAUCUGAAUCCAGUUUCUUUACACUUUCAGUCAGCCAAAAUCAGGGCUUCCAAAACGCUAACCUUCCUUGCAGGUAUCACCUGCAUCAAUCCUUUAUGCAAUGAUUUUUGGUCGACAGAAUGUCCAUACCCCCCAAUUAUAGGGGAACAAGUCCUGGAGUGAUCAGUACAGGCUACAUGAAAGAAGGCGACACCAAUGAAUAAUAAUUCUAGUUGCAGUGAUAAAUGGAUUUAUUGACUAGCCUAAACGAAGGACAAUUCUAUUUUGAAUGACUUAUUUUAUUUGUACAGGCAAUAGAAAAGUAUCACCUUAUCAGUGAGCUUUCUCAGGAAGAGUUCUUUUAUUAAAAGCUUAUCUGUCUUCUGUAUCUUUGGCAUCUUAUAAAAACAAAGUGGGUGCACAUUAUUGCUUCAGCAAAUACUUCUAGAUAAAGGCUCCUGUGAUACUUACAAAAGCACUUGAAACCUGAGGUCAGCAAAAUAUUCAGAUUUUACUUGAGCCUUUGAAAAGCAAAUCCUUCGACAACUUCUUCUCUUUGAUUGAAUUGGAGCUAACAGAACUUUCUUCAUGAGCCUGUGGUUUUGUCUUUUUUUUUGAUCGGAAGAAUCCAACCAUAACUAUGUUUCAUUUCCAUCUCCCUUUCACCCAUUGCAAUUGUCAGGGGAGAGCCUGGGUGAUACGUCGCCAAGUGUGGUGAACAUCCACCUUCAGCCAAUUAUUGGAAUAUAUGCAACAAUGGGCCAGGGUAAUAAAUUGCUGAUUUUCUCGCUUUUCUUAUUGGGACCUAUGUGGCCUCUUUUACUGGAAGUUAUUCAACCGAUAUCAGGAACUUGCUUGGAGGGGUUGAUGGGCACAAUCAUGUACUUUAACUCUGGCACAGAAAAGCAGAUCUAGCGUGUGGCACAGCCAUUAUUGUAUGGCACGUAUUUUCGAAGGGAAAAACAAGAUAGAAUUAUGCUUUGUUAGCAUUAUAUACAAGUGCAAGGCCCAGCUGUGAUCUGACUGUUUCGGAUAGGUUUUGCUCUACUUGAAAUGUCUGUGCAUUUAAAUCUCCAUACUAUCAGCAAAACGACAGCAAUGACAACGAUAGGAUGAUUAGGCUCCUCAUAACAAUUGCUGUUUCUAUAAUCUGAACUGAACAGUAAAGAUGAUAGUAUUGGAAACUAUAUGUACAAUGUGAAAUAACUGGAGACAGUAUAAAAGGAUAUUGUGUAACUAUUGAUAUUGCGUAAUGUUCAGAAAAAUGGACUGCCUUAAUUCUGUAACAAAGCAGAUUUCUUUGGCUUAAAGUUUGACUUUUCUGCAUAUUUCCACAUGCACAUUGCUAUUGCUACAAUUUUCAAGGUAACUGUAGUCCCCAAAAGGGCAAAAAAAUAAGUUAUACAUGUAUCCUAAGAUUUAAUUUUAAUCUACAUAUCUAAAUGCAAAAAUGUUCAAGAUUAACAUGAUUGUUUUGGUUUAGGUAAUGAGGCAUUUCUAGGACUACAAUAUUGGGUAGAAUUAUAGCACAAAAGACUGGAAAUGAGAAAACCCUUUUUUAAAGUAUACACCUGAUUGCAGCAAGGUUUACUGCAACUGAAUAAUGGUGUAAUUUGUAAUGCUUCUCAGAGUAUCGCUGGCCCAUUAUCAAUGUGGCUGCUCCUUUUCAUGUCAGUUAUUGGUUUCUGACAACUACUACAUAUUUGUAUUGUUAAGGCAUUGUUAAUAAUGUAAAGCAGGGAUUGGAAUUUGGUUUCCUCUUUAGUUGUUUUCCUACAUAACGAUUGUCAGUAGCUCAUCAAAUAUUCCUGUAACUGGGUGGCACAGUCACAAGUAAGUCCAAUUGGUGAAGGUUGCAUGGUUGCGAUAAUUAUUUUUGCUUAAUGAUGCAAUUUAUUUUAUUUAAGUAAUGUUGGAGACCAGCUUGUAACUAAUUCGAUAACACACAUGUUUUACUGUUUGAUUAUGUUCACUUUGUGGAGAUCCAAAAAUAAGUUUAGAAUACUGGCCUAUGAUCUAGAAAUUAAUACAGGACUACUAUUUCAAAAAAUAAUUAUAAAGAGUCAUCAUGUUAAAAGCAAAAAGGAUUAAAUAACCCAACAAAAUCCAUUAGCCUUGCAAUAAUAGUUUUAGAAGCUGCUUUUUAUAAUUUGAAAAUAGAAAGCAGCACUCGUGAGUCAAUUCUUUCAUACCCAGCUGUUUUAAGGAUCUCAUCUUUUGAAGUAAUUCACAGCAGUUGCUCAAAAAAGUCAAAUGAAAAGAAAUGUUUUUCCCAUUCUGUAAGUAGUUUCCCUGUGUUUAUUGGAAUGAAUUGGAUAUUUUCAGCCUAAUAUCGACAGUCUAGAUCCAACCUACCACACCAAGUGCACGAAAAUGGAUACUUUUUAGUGAAACUGAACAACAGUGGUUGGUGCAAAUAAGUUUUGUAAUGACAAAGGUUAACAUUACCUUAUUCCAUAAUGGUAUGUUUCAAUAUUAGUGUGUUGAGAUGUAUUUAUAUUUCAAUUUUAUUCACAAACUUCUGGAAUACUGAAAUUAGUUUUAGAAAAUAUGCAAUAAGCUUUGCUUCUAGUUGGAUUGCUCAGAAAUUUCCUUUGAACUGGAUGCUGUCAACCAGAGCCAGACGAUUGUGACCCUGCUGUCUAAGGUUACCAGUGAAAAUGUGUCCCUGUUUUAUAUUUGUUUCUAAAACAUCUCACUAAAUGAUGGACGUUUUUAAUAAAAUUUCAUGAAAAUUGGGUUUUCUUUCACCAGUAGCUUUUGUAAAGUACGAAAAAGGGGAAAAGGGCUCUUGGAGCAGUUUAGUUUUGGUUUAAUUUAUUAUUAUUUCACGGUACCGAGACACAGUGAAAAGCUUUUGAUUGUGUCUCAUCCAGUCAUAGUAGGCAAUCAAGCUGUCUAGAGUGUACAUAUAAAGGGUGUAGCAAUUAGUGCAUGUAUAUUACAUUGAGUCUGAUUAAAGAUAGUUCAAAGGUCUCCAAUGAAAUAGAUGGGAGCCAGCACCACAAUUUAGCUGAUGAGAGGAUGGUUCAGUUGCUUGAUAACAGUUGGGAAGAAACUGUUCUUUAAUCUGGUGGGAUUGAUUUUCAAACUUCUGUACCUCUUGCCUGAUGGGAGAAGGAGUGGUCUUUAAUUAUGCUGAUGGCCGAAUGGUGGUGACAAAACUCACCAGGAGGGCGAGGUCAGAAAUUACAGUAAUAGUAGGAGUGGGCAUAUGUGCUCAAAAUCAUUUAAUUUUGAUAAAUGUAAAACAUUCAAAUUGUAUCCAAUUUUCGAGUUAAUGGGAGUCAACAAUAUUUGCCAUUUAGUGCACUUAUAUUGAUAGUCAGCUACCUUUCAUAAUAUUUUUCGUGGUCAUUUAAAAGUCAAAACAACAAGACAUCCUGCUCAACAAAGGGUGGCACAGUGGUAGAGUUGCUGCCUUACAGUUCCAGAGACCCGGGUUCGACCCUGACCACGCAUGCUGUCUGUACGUCCUCCCUGAAACCACGUGAGUUUUCUCCAAGAGCUCCAGUUUCCUCCAACUUCCAAACACAUACAGGUUUGUAGGUUAAUUGGCUUUGUUAAGAAUUGUAAAUUGUUCCGAGUGUGAAGUGUUCGGAUAGGUAGAUCCUUGGUUGGCGUGGACAUGGUGGCCGAAGGGCCUGUUUCCGCGUUGUAACUAAACUAAACUGCAAAAUUCUCAUUGAUCCACUUUAAACAAAGAGGUGUUGAUAAGAAUAUGUAAUUCAACGUCAAAUUAAUAUAUAGAAAGUAGAAUAAAGAAAAUAAAUGAACUUAAGAGAAAUAUGGAAAAGAAUCACAAAACAUUUUGUAACUUCCCAACAAUUGAAAUAAAGUGAUUAGUCUCCUCACUUGUAAAAAUACAUUUUGAAUGUUAUUGCAUGGUAAUAAUUAAAACUUACGGUGUUGCUAAAAUAAUUUAUUUAUCCUUAUAUAUACCAGCAAAUGCUGAGAGAUCUCAGCAUUGUUGAUGAGUAUGGAGGCAUAAAAUUUACACAAAAAUAGGCCCUUCAGCCCAUCACGUCCAGACUGAUUCCUUUGCCCAUCUACACAAAUUCCAUUUGCCCAUAGUGGGACCAUAUGCCUUGCCUGUUUAAAUGUCUGUCUAAAUACCUCUUAAACACGAUAAUUCCAUCUAAUGUCAUUGCCAACUCUGGCAGCCUGUUCUAGAUCGCAAUCAUUCUAUGCUUUAAAACAAAUUGCACCUCAGAUCUCUCUUAAAACUCAGGAUAAAUCUCCACAUACUUUGCCAUUGAUUGUACUUGAUUGCUAACUCCCUCGUGGAGGUGCCGCUGAAGUAAAAUGUACAAGUAGGGCGACACGCAUACAGCAACAUCAUCUUCACAUUUAACUGAACAUGUUGACACCAGAAAUCGUCCAAUUUAAUCAGCGCUUGACAUUAUAGAUUUUGUUAAUUCUUUAAUUCCCGGGAUGGUGGGACUGUCAUAUGCUGAGAGAAUGGAGCAGCUGGGCUUGUACACUCUGGAGUUUAGAAGGAUGAGAGGGAAUCUUAUUGAAACAUAUGUAGCAAUGUUACAAAAUUUUGAGAUUUAAAAAAUCAAGUCUGCAAUUUAUCCCAUCAGAUAAAGCAUAACAAUAAGUUUAAUUUGACACCUAAUUCACUUUCAUAUCUCAAGUAAUAAAAAAGUUAUGGCCAUUUUCAUACUCGGAAAUUAGCAUCUUGUUCCCUAUUGAUUUUCUAUGGACAUAACAAAAAACCUGUGAUCGAGGACAGUCAAAAGCCCAUAACCUUCUUAAAAAUUAAGAGAACUGAAUGAAAUUUUCAGUUAUCAUAGAUUGAAGCAUUCUGAAACAAAUAUAAAAUAAUCUUACUUGGAUGACCUGAAAUUAAAGCAUAUAAUUAGUUAGUUACCCAAUUGUAGCUAAUUUCAAACUUCAUUUACUAGAUCUAAACAUCUAUCCAUUUCUUAAUAAAUGAUUAACAUUUUUAAAUAGCCCAAGUGUCCAAAUAAUAUUCACAAAUAAUUCACAAUAAAACAUGAUUUUUAAAUCUCAUUUACAUCAAUUUAUAGGCCAAAUGGAAGGAAUUUAGUGUUCAUUUGCUGUAAAUUAAAGUCAAUUUAAAUCGGCUUUCUAGUGGGUUCCUGUGAACGCGCUGGUUUAGAACGUUCACAUUGCGCUGGAUUUGUGCCCUCAAGUGCCCAGAAAAAUACUGCGGGAUAUAAAGAGCCCAAAAUGAACUACUCGCUAUAGAAAACUUUAUAUACAGGGUUAUAUAAACAAGCCCCAUUUAAUGUAAAAAUAAGGUACAUACCUUUAAUUGUUUGCUUUAUA
This is a messenger RNA of Leucoraja erinaceus (little skate), 16043 nucleotides long. Its product is annotated as piezo-type mechanosensitive ion channel component 2-like. The record is from RefSeq and is a predicted model, not a curated record. Gene Ontology annotation, molecular function: mechanosensitive monoatomic ion channel activity; monoatomic cation channel activity. Gene Ontology annotation, cellular component: plasma membrane. Bases 2317 to 10539 code for a protein of 2740 amino acids. NCBI's taxonomy places the organism in Eukaryota, Metazoa, Chordata, Chondrichthyes, Rajiformes, Rajidae. The transcript has 54 exons. Gene Ontology annotation, biological process: cellular response to mechanical stimulus; detection of mechanical stimulus; regulation of membrane potential.